AGACGAUAAAAACCUCAAUAUAUUUUUAUAUUAAUGAAAGUGGAAUCUUCUGUACGCAUGAAACAUCAAAUUGCUAAUUAAAGUAUCAGUAAAAUGAGUCGAUUAUUGUUUUUGAUUUGCAUAUUUACAUUGAGUAAUGCUCAAAGAUGUGUUCAACGUAAAUUUAAUAAGGAUAGCUUUGUCUGUGUCUGCAAUUCGACGUAUUGUGAUUUUGCUACGGUGCUGGUGCCUGAAAAGGGAACAUUUCGAAGCUAUGUAUCAAACCGAGAUAAUUAUAGACUGGAUUCUAAGACCGGAAGUUUCAACAAUGACACAAAAGGAGAUAUUAAAUUGUAUUUGAAUCCUACGAAAACAUAUCAGACUAUUUCCGGUUUUGGAAGUUCAUUUACUGACUCAGCAGGACUUAAUAUUAAAUUAUUGAGUCAAGCAACACAGUUAAAUUUACUGAAGUCUUUAUUUGAUAAGGAGGGUAAUAAAUAUAAUUUAUGCCGUCUUCCUAUUGGUGGUAGUGACUUUUCAACAAGACCCUACAGCUUGGAUGAUAUUCCUGGUGAUGUUUCUUUGAAAAAUUUCUCAUUAACACAAGAAGAUUAUGAAUAUAAAAUAUCCUUUAUGAAAAAGGCCCUGGAAAUGAAUCCUGAAUUAAAAUUCAUGGCAGCAUCAUGGACAGCACCACCGUGGAUGAAAACAUUUGUUGAUUUCGGUGGAUGGUAUAAUCAAUUAAGAGAAGAAUAUUAUCAGGCGUACGCUGAGUAUUUAGUGAAAUUCUUGACCGAAUAUAAACUUCAGGGAUUGCCUAUUUGGGCACUCUCCACUGGGAACAAUCCAAUCAUUUGUACCACCGCUGUAGCACGCAAACAGAAUUGUAUGUUAUGGGUACCUUACAAGGUAGUAAAUUGGGUUAUAAACAACCUCGCACCUUCUAUAGCCCGGUCGAUAUCCAAUGAAACAAUUAUUACUACUGGAGAUCAUCCUAAGUUGGAGCUUAUUUGGUAUUAUGACGCAAUGUUUAGAUACAACAACUCUAUUAACAAGUUUAUUUCUGGUCUCACGUCACAUUGGUAUGAUGAAGAGUAUCUCGGUCACUCAGAGCUCGAUAGAAUUCAUGCAACGUAUCCAGAUAAACUUCUGAUCAUGUCUGAAGCUUGUACAGGAUUCCAAGGAAUAAAUUCUCCAGAUAAAGUCGUCGAUUUAGGAUCGUGGGUUGAUGCAGAAAAAUAUAUAAUCAGUAUAAUUGAAAAUUUAAAUCACUGGAUAAUUGGCUGGAUCGAUUGGAACUUGGCACUCAAUAAAUAUGGAGGUCCUAAUUGGAUUGAUAACUACGUGAAUUCCCCAAUAAUUACCGUUCCUGAAUCUGACGAGUUUUACAAACAACCUAUGCACUACGCACUCGCUCAUUUUAGUAAAUUUAUUCCUAGAGGAUCUAAAAGGAUUGAAAUUAACGGUAAAAAUGAAAUUAAAUCAGUAGCUGUGUCAACACCUAACAAUGAAACUGUAAUUAUACUUUAUAAUAAAAGCGAUAGAAAAAAAAAUGUUACUAUUGUUGAUCCUCGACAGGGGAAUAUCAACAUCAAUAUCGAUGCUCGUUCCAUUCAAUCUAUUAUUUAUAAGCAGUAGUAAACAAAUCAUAUACAUGACCUAUUCAGACUGGAAAUUAGCUGAAAGAGGCAAUUCGUUAUUGAAAAGGUUAAUUGAUAAUUUUUUAAAAAUAAAAAAUAUCGACCAAUUAAAUAAUUUAUCUGCUUUAUAAAUCAAUGGUAAAAUCAGAACGAAUUUUCGAGACUGGUUGAAACAGGAGCGAUCAAGAACUGCACUCACGUACCAGUCGCUCGAGCAAAAUAAAUACUGCAUUUUUUGUUCUAAAAGAGCGGUAGAAAAAUUGGGAGCAAUAGAGAACUAUUAUCGCGAUCGAUGAUGUCGUUAUACAAUAGAAAAAAUGAAAGAAGAGAAGAAAGAUGGUUAAAAAUUGGAAAAAAGUGAAGAAAGAUCUCAAUGACGAAUAGUUUCAACCGCGCAAGAUCAGCUGAAGGGUAGGAAAACUGGAUUAAUCAAAGGUGUAAGGACAUUCGUGGAGUUGAAAUGUGGGAAAGAGAAAAGGAAGGAGAUUAAAUGCUACCGACUGCAUUAGUUCUCUCUUUCGUGAUAGCUGUGAAAUAUCGUUGACAAUAUAACACAUUUAAUCGUAGCUUGGAUCAAAGUGAUUUACUUGAUUAUACUUUAGCUUGAAUUUAUUAAUUACAUCCUAUUAUUAAACUUCAUAAUUAUACAAUUAAGAUAUUAAUUAGUUUUCUAUCGCAUACGUGGCUAUGUUACACUUAU
Messenger RNA from Chelonus insularis, 2319 nucleotides. Its product is annotated as lysosomal acid glucosylceramidase-like. Gene Ontology annotation, molecular function: glucosylceramidase activity. Gene Ontology annotation, biological process: glucosylceramide catabolic process. The transcript is spliced from 5 exons. Bases 94 to 1617 code for a protein of 507 amino acids. Lineage: Eukaryota; Metazoa; Arthropoda; Insecta; Hymenoptera; Braconidae. The record is from RefSeq and is a predicted model, not a curated record.